Messenger RNA from Trypanosoma rangeli, 1509 nucleotides. RefSeq lists its product as uncharacterized. Gene Ontology annotation, cellular component: membrane. The record is from RefSeq and is a predicted model, not a curated record. The coding region runs from base 1 to 1509 and encodes 502 amino acids. Gene Ontology annotation, molecular function: transmembrane transporter activity. Gene Ontology annotation, biological process: transmembrane transport. The transcript has a single exon. NCBI's taxonomy places the organism in Eukaryota, Euglenozoa, Kinetoplastea, Trypanosomatida, Trypanosomatidae.
AUGAGCCAACUGGCGCCUGUGCCGGAGGGCAGCCGUGCUGCUGCUGCUGCUGCUGCUGCUGAGGUUGAGGUGAAGGAGGAGGAGGAGAACCUCGUCGCUGCGGCAGUGCAAGGGGAACACAAGAAAUACUGCGCGGAGGAGGUGGACAAGGACGCAAAAAGUGAUGUCAAUGGGUCUACGUGGCGACUGCAGCAGCAACAAUGUGGGUGGCAAGACACGUGGGCGUUGGUCACCUUUCUUCUCGUCGUUGGUGUGAGUGCGGCCUGGGGUAUGACGUUUGCGCUUACCGGUGAGCUCACCGAAAGUCUCCAACAGCUCGUGGAGCAGUUGGGGGCGGAUGUCCUCGGCCGCGUCACAACAGCCCAGGUCUUCGUUGGGUUUGCUAUGGGAGUUUCCACUGCCGGGGUCUGCACGGCGGUGGUAGUGCUGCUCUUGGAGCUCGCACCGACUGCUGCCAUCGUGCUGAGUGCCCUCCUUUUCUCAGCCGUGCUGCUGCUACUUUCGGUCGUGGCCUUUGAUCAGGCAAUCGUGCCCAUCGGUGCCACUCUGGCGUUGAUGGGGUUACUGCAGGUCUGCUGGCUGUGCGCUGUGCGGAGUCGCAUUGCAUUCUCUGCCCAACUUCUCGCCGCCGCGUCCGCCGUCAUGCAGCAAUUUCCCGCUCUGCUUUGCAUCCCCGCUCUGCUGAUGAUUGCCUUUUUCGGGCACCUGCUGUGGGGCGUGUUGGUUUUGCACGCCGCCGCCAAACGCAUGCAGCGCGGUGACCUUGCGUGGAUGGAUGGCGGCCUUGCGGCGACCUCCGUCUUUUCCAUCGUGUGGGUCGCAAACCUCGUCUCGGGCGUGUCGCGUGUUACCACGGGGGGGGUUGUGGGGACGCGGUACUUCGCCAGCAGCGAGAACCUGCCGCAUGCUCCAACGUGGGCGUCGUUUAAGCGAGCCACGACGACCAGUUUCGGCUCCGUCUGCCUCGGAGCUCUGCUGAACACGGUGGUGAGUUUGCUGGGCUGGGUCUGUCGUCUGAGCUUAAACACUGGCAGCGAGUUCAUUGACUGCUGCCUGGUCUGCGUGCUGAGCCUGCUUGGCUGCCUUGUCGCCUACUGCAACUUCUACGUCUACGUGCAGGUCGCUCUGUACGGCUGCGGCUACGUGGCCUCCGCCAGGCGUACGUGGCGACUAUGGCAGAAGUGCGCCUGUUCCGCUGCCUUUAAUGACGCCCUCGUGAGCACCACGCUGCGGGUGCUGGAGGUGGGUCUUGCCGGCGUCGUGGCUGCGGUGCUGGCGUGCUCCGUUCGUUCUGUGGCUCUGGAGGUCAUUGUGUUCCUCAUCUUUCUGUUCUCCCUGACGUGCGUGCUCCGCGUCGUCUCGGAGGUCGUGCACACCCUCUUCGUCGGUUUCGCGGAGCUGCCGGACAGACUUGCGGCUUCCUUCCCAGAUCUGCACGCGGCAUUGAUGGCCAGCGAUGACAACUUCGCCGCCAUUCACGCCCACCAGCGUUGUGCCGUUCCAGUCUGA